AUGGGCCUGAAGACCAUUGUGGGUGCCCUAAUCCAGUCAGUGAAGAAGCUGUCAGAUGUGAUGAUUCUGACAGUGUUCUGCCUGAGUGUCUUUGCCUUGAUUGGACUGCAGCUGUUCAUGGGCAACCUGCGAAAUAAGUGUGUUGUGUGGCCCAUAAACUUCAACGAGAGCUAUCUGGAAAAUGGCACCAAAGGCUUUGAUUGGGAAGAAUAUAUCAACAAUAAAACAAAUUUUUACACAGUUCCUGGCAUGCUGGAACCUUUACUCUGUGGGAACAGUUCUGAUGCUGGGCAAUGCCCAGAGGGAUACCAGUGUAUGAAAGCAGGAAGGAACCCCAAUUAUGGUUACACAAGCUUUGACACUUUCAGCUGGGCCUUCUUGGCAUUAUUUCGCCUUAUGACCCAGGACUACUGGGAAAACUUGUAUCAGUUGUAUUCGACUCCCUUUGUUAAAGCUGAUGAGACAGAACUGCUGUAA
Messenger RNA from Leptonychotes weddellii (Weddell seal), 477 nucleotides. NCBI's taxonomy places the organism in Eukaryota, Metazoa, Chordata, Mammalia, Carnivora, Phocidae. The record is from RefSeq and is a predicted model, not a curated record.